Molecule: messenger RNA, 1382 nt
Organism: Striga asiatica
Lineage: Eukaryota; Viridiplantae; Streptophyta; Magnoliopsida; Lamiales; Orobanchaceae
Source: the annotation of a GenBank genome assembly
AGAAACUGAACUGAAUAAUGGGCCUGUACCCAUAAUAAAACCUUACGCCCACAGACACAAUUAUUUCCGUUUGUAGCCACUUGUGACAGCUCACAGUCACAAGCAGUGCUUAAAAUCCCCUGAUUUUGGACAUCAGCACCUUCUCCGAAAAACACCCACACACACAUUGACACUUAUAUAAGCAUAAUAUCCAAGCGAUCAAGCCAGGAUCAUCCCAAAAUACAACAUCAAACUUCUCUCUCUUCUCAUCUCUCCCUCUCUCUCUCUCAAAUAAAAAUCGAAUGGCUCCUGCGAAAUUUACCGUGCUGUCUUUUUUGGUAACUUUGAUCUGUUUUGCGAGCCUCUCCGAAGGUAAUUUCUACCGAGAUGCGGAAAUAACAUGGGGUGAUGGCCGUGCCAAGAUACUCGAAGGCGGGCGUGGACUAUCUCUGUCGCUCGACCAAAACUCGGGUUCCGGAUUUCAAUCAAAGAAGGAGUAUUUGUUCGGAAGAUUUGAUAUGCAGCUCAAACUCGUACCUGGUAACUCUGCUGGCACUGUCACCACAUUCUUCUUGUCGUCUCAAGGCGAAGGACAUGACGAGAUAGACUUUGAGUUUCUGGGCAAUUCGAGCGGUGAGCCUUAUACGGUGCACACGAACGUGUACUCAAAGGGCAAAGGAGACAAGGAACAACAGUUUCACCUUUGGUUCGACCCUACUGCUGCAUUUCACACAUACUCCAUCGUCUGGAGUGCUCAGCGCAUAAUAUUCUUGGUGGACAACAGUCCGAUUAGAGUUUUCAACAACCACGAACGGAGUGGGGUACCUUUCCCCAACAGCAAGGCGAUGAGAGUGUACUGCAGUUUGUGGAAUGCAGACGAGUGGGCUACUCAAGGCGGCCGGGUCAAGACUGACUGGACAAAGGCUCCUUUUGUGGCCUAUUACAGAAAUUUCAAGAUCCAAGGCGGCCCACAAUUUCAGGCUCAGGAGCUUGAUGUUAAUGGAAGAAAGAGAUUGAGAUGGGUUCAGCAGAGGCACAUGGUCUACAACUAUUGUGCCGAUUAUCAGAGGUUUCCUCAAGGAACUUCUAUCGAGUGCAAGCGCUCGAGGUUCUAAGUUAUAAGCCACGCCAUGGAGAUCUUAGUUCUUCAAUAUUCAGUGAUGAGUAUUCGUUAUGGUUUUGUGAUUACAGAGUUGAUGUAUUCUUAUUUUUCCUUGCCAUUCUUUUAUUGUUUAAUUCAUUGUAAAGAUGUCACGAGAAUGAUAUUUUCGCAAUAAACCUUUUGAUUCAGAAGUCAUUUUCACACACUUUGGCAUGUUGCUUCAGAAAACUUUGAUAUGUGAAAAUAUACUAAAGGUAAAUAGUAACUCCGUCGAUAAUUCACCGAUGGUGUACACAUAUUU